AUGUUAGCAAUAUUGUGGGCUGGGGGCUCCGGCGUCUGUCAAGCAGUUCAGUGUGUAGCUGUCCUUGGAGGUGUCAUGUUGCGAAUUAAGCGCAGCGCUGUUGAGUGGGCUGAUCAGGGUGUUGCUGGCCAUCUUGCUGCUGCUGCUACUGAAACUGCUGUUGUUCACUUUGUCAUAUCAGCGAUGGGGUGCUUCCUAAAUCUGGGUCAGAUGAGCUAUCGCGCUCAUCUUGAAUUGCUGAGCUUGUAG
Messenger RNA from Penicillium nucicola, 249 nucleotides. RefSeq lists its product as uncharacterized. The transcript has a single exon. Lineage: Eukaryota; Fungi; Ascomycota; Eurotiomycetes; Eurotiales; Aspergillaceae. The record is from RefSeq and is a predicted model, not a curated record. The coding region runs from base 1 to 249 and encodes 82 amino acids.